Molecule: messenger RNA, 1967 nt
Organism: Rattus norvegicus (Norway rat)
Lineage: Eukaryota; Metazoa; Chordata; Mammalia; Rodentia; Muridae
Gene: Psma3
Product: proteasome 20S subunit alpha 3
Exons: 11
Coding region: 3-770 (255 amino acids)
Biological process (GO): protein catabolic process; ubiquitin-dependent protein catabolic process
Cellular component (GO): proteasome core complex; nucleus; cytosol
Source: RefSeq, marked provisional
CCAUGAGCUCCAUUGGCACUGGGUAUGACCUGUCAGCCUCUACAUUCUCUCCUGAUGGAAGAGUUUUCCAAGUUGAAUAUGCUAUGAAGGCUGUGGAAAACAGUAGUACAGCUAUUGGGAUCAGAUGUAAAGAUGGUGUUGUGUUUGGGGUAGAAAAACUAGUCCUUUCUAAACUUUAUGAAGAAGGCUCCAAUAAACGUCUUUUCAAUGUUGAUCGACAUGUUGGAAUGGCAGUGGCAGGUUUGUUGGCAGAUGCUCGUUCCUUGGCAGACAUAGCAAGAGAAGAAGCGUCCAACUUUAGGUCUAACUUUGGCUAUAACAUUCCUCUAAAACAUCUUGCAGACAGAGUGGCCAUGUAUGUACACGCGUAUACACUCUACAGUGCUGUUAGACCUUUUGGCUGCAGUUUCAUGUUGGGGUCUUACAGUGUGAAUGAUGGUGCACAGCUCUAUAUGAUCGAUCCAUCAGGUGUUUCAUAUGGUUACUGGGGCUGUGCCAUUGGCAAAGCCAGGCAAGCUGCAAAGACAGAAAUAGAAAAGCUUCAGAUGAAGGAAAUGACCUGCCGUGAUGUAGUUAAAGAAGUUGCAAAAAUAAUUUACAUAGUACAUGAUGAAGUUAAGGAUAAAGCUUUUGAACUAGAGCUCAGCUGGGUUGGUGAAUUAACUAAAGGAAGACAUGAAAUUGUUCCCAAAGACGUAAGAGAGGAAGCAGAGAAAUAUGCCAAGGAAUCUUUGAAGGAAGAAGAUGAAUCAGAUGACGACAAUAUGUAACAUUUCACCAUCCUCUGGUGUCCAUUUCUGUGACAGUUGCAUAUGGCUAGCACCAUGGAUUAUAUAUACCCACUGACCAAUUUUCAUUAAAUUUUGUCUUAUAAACAUUGUUGGGUAAUUGAGGAUAUCUGCGUUAUAUUAAAAUGUAGAUUCAUGUUUGAUUAGAAAUUCUAGGAACUGGGCCUGGAGAGAUGGCUCAGCAGUUAAGAGCUGCUCUUCCAGGGGACAUAGGUUCAAUUCCCAGCACCCGCAUGGCAGCUCACACCUGUUUGUAACUCUAGCUCCAGGUCUCUGACACCUAGACACAGAGGUACUUGCAGGCAAAACACCAAUGAAUAUAAAAUAAAAAUAAAUGAUAUAUAUAUUUACACAUAUAACAAGUAUAUACAAAUAUGUAUAUUAUACAGACACAUGUGUGUGUAUAUACAUAUAAAUUCUUGGUGCUAUUCUGGUGUGGUAGUAUAUGUCUUUAAUCCUAGUACUCUGGAGGCAGAGGCAGGUGGAUCUCUUGAGUUCAAGGCUAGUAUUUAAAAACAAAAACAAAUGUAGUGCCCAGACUAAGGCUGAAAGAUUGAGCCCACAAGUCAAUUUACAAUUCCAUUUUGUUUUAACUAGAAUUAAAAGAAUAAUUUUAGAUUUUUUUUUUCUUUUUUUCAGAGCUGGGGACCGAACCCAGGGCCUUGCGCUUCCUAGGCAAGCGCUCUACCACUAAGCUAAAUCCCCAACCCCUUAGAUUUAUUUUUAUUUUUUGCAUGUUUAUGUAUAUUACAGUGCCAUGCCUGGUGCUCAUGGAGGUCAAAAGAAUGCUUUAAUCUAGAACUAAAGUUAUGGAGGACUGUGAAUCAUGUAUGUUCGAAACUGAACUUGGGUCCUGUGUAAGAGCAACACGUCCUCUUAACCACUGAGCCAUCUCUCCAGCCCUCUUUGACUAGAAUGAUCAUAUUCUACUGUGGUUCUUGUAUAAUGUUUUGUUUAAUGUAGGGAUAUCCUGUAACCACUAUUGAGGACUAACCUGCCUUUUGUGGAAAAUGUGACAUAUUCUAAUUUGACAUCAAUACAGACAACAUUUAUUUUCAGACUGCAUAAAUAUCUUAUGACUGGAAAUUAUCUUGAUAUUGGCACCUGAAACAAAAACUUAAAAGUUCCAAACUGGGCUUAAAUAUUUCAUGUAAUAAAAUGUUUAUAGUACUUAUCUGA